Messenger RNA from Soboliphyme baturini, 994 nucleotides. NCBI's taxonomy places the organism in Eukaryota, Metazoa, Nematoda, Enoplea, Dioctophymatida, Soboliphymatidae. The record is from the annotation of a GenBank genome assembly.
AUAAAAUAGCAGAUUGUUUUUAGAAGUGUCCUUAUCAGGCAAUUUCCAUAAUUAAUUUGCCCAGCAAUUUGGAGAAAGACACUACCCACAGGUACAGCGCGAACAGCUUUAAACUCCACCGGUUGCCUACUCCAAGACCUGGGGAAAUACUUGGUCUCGUCGGCACUAAUGGAAUCGGCAAGUCUACGGCUUUGCGAAUAUUGUCCGGUAAACUGAAACCGAACUUGGGAAAGUUCAGGGUAAUGGUGAUAGAAGUUUUGGUUAAUAGAUUAAUAUGUAACCGUGUGAAGGAUCCUCCAGAAUGGCAAGAAAUAUUGGUUCAUUUCCGUGGUUCAGAACUGCAGAAUUAUUUUACGAAGAUUUUGGAAGACAAUCUCAGAGCGAUGAUAAAGCCGCAGUACGUGGAUCAGAUUCCUCAAGCGGCUAAAGGCACCGUCAGAGAAAUGGUCGACAAGAAAGAUGAUCUUCAUCGGAAGAAAGAAGUCUGUGAACAUUUAGAAUUGCACCACCUGCUCGACCGCAAUAUCGCAGACCUGUCCGGUGGCGAAUUGCAGCGGUUCGCUAUCGCCAUGGUGUGUAUCCAGAAGGCAGAUAUCUACAUGUUCGACGAGCCAUCCAGCUAUUUAGACGUCAAGCAGCGGUUGAAAGCGGCCGUCGUUAUCCGAUCGAUGGUUCACGCCGACAACUACUGUAUCGUCGUCGAGCACGAUUUAUCCGUCCUGGACUACCUAUCAGACUUUAUCUGCGUACUGUACGGCGUGCCAGGUGCCUACGGCGUUGUAACGCUGCCGUUCUCCGUGCGAGAAGGCAUCAAUAUCUUUUUGGACGGCUUUGUACCGACUGAAAAUCUGCGAUUCCGAGACACGGCGCUGAGCUUCAAGGUUUCCGAACAAAUGGUCGAAGAGGAGAUAAAACGAUUGUGCCGCUAUAGCUAUCCUCAUAUGACCAAAAGGCUGGGUACGUUUCUGUAUGUUCGUGUAAUAUCGGCAUGAAA